Molecule: messenger RNA, 1872 nt
Organism: Psilocybe cubensis
Lineage: Eukaryota; Fungi; Basidiomycota; Agaricomycetes; Agaricales; Agrocybaceae
Exons: 7
Coding region: 1-1872 (623 amino acids)
Molecular function (GO): protein binding
Source: RefSeq, a predicted model, not a curated record
AUGAAUGUAUUCAACCCAAAAAUCCUCGAUGCCAGCAUUCGAGACGUUGCCUCAUACCUUUCCGACAACCAAAAGGUGGAUCUCUUGCUUUACGCCAUGAAAUGUCUUCAUUUCGAAGGACGUUCUAGAACGGUCAUCGAGAACGCGAUCCAGUCAUGUUUGCAAGUUGUCUCUCUCAGUCCGGAAAGUAUAGCGAAGGCCAGAAUAUUGCGUGCAAAGGCCAGGCUCGCGGGGGGUUCACCAUUAGGAGCACAAGAUGAUCUUCAAGCAGCGCUGGCAGUAGAACCUGACAACCCCGAGGCGAAAGCACUUCUUCAUCAACGAUCUGUUACGGUUGAGAAGCUGCUGGCGCCUCUUCCAAAACAUAACCUGAAAGAAAGAAUAUCAGCGGAAAUUUGGCGAGAAAUAGCACUGCAUCUCCCACGAAGGGAUCUCAAAGCUCUGCUUUUCGUUCCUCAUCCUCUUUCUCGAAUAGCAUCGCAAUUAUUGUUUUGGGAGCUGGACUUGCACUUCACUGGGACAGACGGCGAAGAGGACCAGAUAGACACCUAUGCCGACCCAAGGACGCUAUUGUCUCAGAAAGAUGAAGAUGCGAGACAUGCUCAGAGGAGUGCAGAUAUUCUAACGCGAAUCAUUGUCGACCCAUCGUUUGCAUGUGCAGUAAGGACUCUAAGGAUAUUUGCCUCGAGGCGGGAUAAAGAUGGAUCGGUAGCAUUUCAGACUGGAAUGUUGACGAACGCACUGCCAAAAUUGAUUAACCUACGGAAUGUUCACAUCUCCGCUACCAGUGAAGGAAUACUCCCAGUUCUCCGUAUAUUGCAGACGUCGAGUCCCCGUCUACGGGGUCUCUCCUUGAAAUCACCAGAUGGUCCAGCUGAUCUAUCACUACUGGAGUUCAGGCAUCUAUCCCACUUUGCAUAUACGAUGAAUAUCGUGUCUGCGAAUCCUUCUUCUAUCCACGGGCUUCUAAGUCAAAAUAGCAUCUCUCUAAGAACCAUCGCACUCCAAAAUCCUCAUCCAUCGCCGCAUUGGACCUUUCCUGCUGCCAGUCUCUCAAUUCGUAAUCUUACCACCAUCUUCUUCACUGGACAUUUCCCAGCCGUAACCAACGCUUUUGCUGAGAUCUUGAACAACGGUCGACAAUUGGAGAACUUGAAUAUCACCUGCUGCUCUCUAGAAUGCCCGAACGCUUCAAGUCAAUUCCGAAGCGCCCAGCACGUAAACGCACUACCCUUCUUGCGACACUUCGCCUUCUCCGUGGAAUCCAUUGGUCGAAGAACGAUGGAUCGUGACUUAUUUCCUGCUAUUGCCGAAUUUCUGCGUGGACGAAGGCACCUACGAUCCCUCCAGCUAAUAGCUCGCGAAGAAUCAAUACAACACGCUGUCGGGUUCGAUGCUGCCAUAUGGGGGGUUUUACCUUCGUUAGGAGGUCUCAGAGGUCUGAAAAUUAGCUAUCCGUCUGAUUUGGCGCCCGGUCUAGCCUCUUGGCUCAUUCCGCGGACCGUACUGGCCCUCCGUCUUACGCUCGAUUAUAAUUCUCAAUCAGCUCGGGAUCCCAUACCAUUUUUAAACCAACUUCGCCAUGGUAUACCACCGACGCUUCGAUUCGUUGGUCUAUCAGAUGUCCAUGUCCGAAAUGUGUUGGCUGUGGUAGAACACGGAUUCCCCAUGGUCCGCGUUGUUCGUAUCGGCAACAAUUAUUGGACUGUCCUGCGCAAACAAGACGUAUCGAAAACAAUGCCACCUCACGGCUCUGUGCUAGAGGUUGAGCAAUGGCCGAAGCGCCGCGCUCUAUAUCAUGCCACCGAGUGGCUCGAAUGGUUCGGCUGUGAAGACGCAAUGGUUAGGGACCCCUCCUCAUUUUCAGGAUGA